GGAUGUACACAGCGGUGGACCACUGCCUGGCGUCUCCCUGUAAGAACGGCGCCACCUGCACGCGCCUGCUCGACACCUACGUCUGCAAAUGUCUGCCUGGGUUCCACGGACAGCACUGCGACAGAGCUCGUCGGACCUCCCACGGCUGUCACUAUAAAAACGGAGAAUGUGAACAUUUCUGCAGACAUCUUCCGGAUCGUUCUCACGUGUGUUUCUGCGCUCCGGGAUAUCGCCUGCAUCAGGACGCCAUCAGCUGCAUGGCCGAAGGUGAAGCGGCUUGUGGAAGAACUGUGACGCGCUUUACCCCGAGAGUUAUUAACGGAAAGAUCUGCCCCAAAGGACAGUGUCCCUGGCAGGCUCUGUUAACUGAACACAACGUGUUUUCGUGCGGAGCGAUCGUCCUGUCCGACCGCUGGGUUCUGACCGCGGCGCACUGCGUCUGGAGAAAGCCUGCCACCGUCUUCAACGUCACCGUGGGUGAACACGACCUGAACGAGGAUGAGCGCACGGAGCAGAAGCGACGUGUGGUCAAAGUGCUGAUCCACCACGACUACAACAAGUCCAGCUCCGACAGCGACCUUGCCAUGCUGAAGCUGCACCGGCCGGUCAAACUGGGGCUCUACGUGGUGCCCAUCUGCCUGCCGGCCCGCAACAGCUCCUUCGGCCGAGCGCUGUCGAGCGUGCGACACUCCACCGUGUCUGGCUGGGGCCGCUUGUCGCGGUUCGGCCCUGCCGCGGGGAUCCUGCAGCGGCUGAUGCUGCCGAGGGUCCCUCUGCAGGAGUGCCGCCUGCACACCAAGCUCAACAUCACCACGAACAUGCUCUGCGCCGGGCUGAAGGCCGGCGGCCAGGACGCCUGCGAGGGGGACAGCGGCGGGCCCCUGGUGACGCGCUACAAGAAAACCUGGUUCCUGACGGGCGUGGUGAGCUGGGGGAAGGGCUGCGCCAACAAAAACCUGUACGGGGUUUACGUCAGAGUCAGCAACUUCCUGAGCUGGAUCGAGAACAUCAUGUCCAACUUCUGAGACGCUCAGGCCGACGCUGUGAAGCUUAGAGAUCCGGCUCGGGAACCUCAAGUUCACUGUAGUAAUAAAGUUGUGCAGCAUUUUGAUGUUGGUUAUUACUGAGCAGGUUUUACAGUGUUGGACGCUGAACUGUGUUAUUACGAUAUUGUUUAAUAACAACAAUAAACUUCUAUAAUGUUCAUGGUGAUUUUCUAAUUUCUAUGUUUUUUGUUUCGUCAGAUUCAUAGUUAAAAAGAAAAUGUAUCAUUUGUAGAAAAUGUUGAAAGUAAAAAGUGAAAGAAUGCUUGUUGGUUGAUGAAGAUUUGUUUGUUGGAUUCCAUUAAA
Molecule: messenger RNA, 1349 nt
Organism: Cottoperca gobio
Lineage: Eukaryota; Metazoa; Chordata; Actinopteri; Perciformes; Bovichtidae
Gene: f7l
Product: coagulation factor VII, like
Exons: 6
Coding region: 3-1025 (340 amino acids)
Biological process (GO): proteolysis
Molecular function (GO): calcium ion binding; serine-type endopeptidase activity
Source: RefSeq, a predicted model, not a curated record